Molecule: messenger RNA, 900 nt
Organism: Aphanomyces invadans
Lineage: Eukaryota; Oomycota; Saprolegniomycetes; Saprolegniales; Verrucalvaceae
Exons: 2
Coding region: 1-900 (299 amino acids)
Source: RefSeq, a predicted model, not a curated record
AUGGCUGCAUAUGCACAGAGCUGUGGCCCCAAAGUCGGCCUGGCGAUUGGGCUAGUCGUCCUCCUUCUCGUCGUGUUCGACUCGAUUGCAAACAACUGGGCCCUCAACGACUUUUGCGGCAACGGCCUGCAAUUUCGCACACCUGUCGCUCGCGUGGAUAAUGUUGACAACCUCACCACGGCGUACGCAUUUGGCAGCCGUGCCAAAAUCUCGGACCUGUCCAACAUCGGCUACUGGAUGGCCAACCAUGUGAUUGAAAAUCUCGCCAAGGACGACGACAGCGUGUACGUGUUGUCGGCGGGAUCGUACCAAAUCACGGGUAGCGCCAUGAACUACUGCCGCGGGCUCACGAGCAACUACACCGUCGACAUCACGAAACCCGUCAAGCUCGCGACGGCUGUCGACGCGAUAACGUUCUUGCGGGGGACUGCGCUGACACACGCGUUCACGGAUGAUUUGUCGGUCAACUUGCCGACGGCCACCGCGUCCAUGAGAGAUCUCACGGCGCUGGGGUUCGUGCCGAGUCGAAUCCAAACCGACAUGCGGAUGACCACUGCGUUCGCUGUUCAAAACACCUCGGCAAUGCAGUACGCGACUAUCACGUACUAUCGUGUGUACGCCAAGAGCUACUGCACGGGGUGCGCGCCGAUUGCCGAGCUUGGCCGGGGCACGUGCAACCUGACGAUGCAAUUCAACGCUACGUCCAACCGCCUGAUCGUGACGAGUUCGCAUGUGCUCGGCUCCCAGCACGAUUUGGGCCUCAUGUUUGCAAGAGACGUGUACAGCUCGCUUGCGUCGAUCCUCAAGUACAUUGCGAUCUUCAUCGCAGUGGGGGGCUACCUCGCGAGUCGCCAAACGAUUCAAUGGAGCGAUACGAACCUGGAAAAGGAUGCCCUAUAG